AUUGGCUCGCCGAGAAUUGACACACGCGCCUGGAAUGCAAAUGCACGUCGAAUCGACAAUAAUUCCAGUGCGAAAUUAAGCGAACGCGUCCAGCCAGAAUUCCUUCCGUCGGUGUCAACUUUCCCGAAAGAAGCAAAGGCGGACCUGCCGCUUCCUGUGCUGAACGACAGCUGCACAGAGACACCUGAAAAGUGCUGCAGGGAAAAACGAUCACCAUGUCCAUCGUCUACAGAGCUGAGGUGGUGUGCGACUCGAUUUUGGAGAACAAAGAGGUGACCAAGAGUUACUGGGAGGAGCGCAUGAUGACGUUGUCGACGGAGGACGUGUUUCGUCCUGCCGAGGAGCAGCAGCAGCCGGAGGUGGCCGCGGACGCUGAGUCGCGGAUCGCGGUGGAGUUGCGUGAGAUGCGCGAACGAGAAGAGGAGCUGAAGCAGCUGCGGCAACGCAUCAGCUCGGGCAACCUGCUGGACAGCAUGGCCACCGACGAGGGCAACUGUUCCGAGUACAGCAGCGAGGAGAACAAGGAGCUCGGCAGCAGCCGCGUCAUGAGCCCUGAGGUGCCCCUCCAGCGGCCCUUCGGCCACCACAGGACCCAGUCCAUGGACUCGAUGAGCUCGGGCCACAGCUCGGGCUCGGGAGGGCCCAACGACUCCUCCCUGCCAGUUCUGCCCGUCAGGAGGCGCAUCACAGUCAAGCCCCUGGAUGAACCUGAGGACGACGAGUCCACCUAUUUGAAGAGCAGACUAAAUGAAACGCCAAUCGAGCGAGAAAUCCGUCUGGCCGCCGAACGCGAGGAGGAGUUGAAGCGCGAAAAGGGCACCGUGGCUGUCCCCCCGGUGACCCCAAAGACCCCCACGGAACAGAAACUGGUGGUGAAGCCGGCGAUUGCCAACGACUCGCGCGACGUGCAGCACCGAAUCGCCACCAGCCGCAUCCAGCAGGAGAUCAUGGAGGCGACCCAGCGUGAAAAGGACCUGAUCGCCGACGGCAAAAUCGUGACCCUCUCCGAGGACACCGUCGAUUCCAAGGUGACCCGAUUCACCGAGCUUGCCGAAUAUGCAAUGGCCGAGCAGCAAAAACAGCAGGUGGCCAACAAGUCAACGGCAGAAAUCAAACGUGUGGUGCGGCCAGUGGCCGUGGCCCCCGCCCCCAGUCCGGUGAGGAGCACCCCUCCUCCUCUGAACAAGGCGCGCUCCUUCGACGGCAGCGGCCAACGCGGCCUCAUGCAGCGCUUCCUCGCCUCCAAGGGCAACCUGGUCUUCGGCAACGCCACCCCUGGCACUGCUUUCGCAGUCGAGUCGCCCGUUUUCUCGCUGCCCAUUCGCAGAGAACCAGCGUUUGAGCUGGAGCCAGAACCAAAAGAAGCAAAAAUGCCACCAAGCACACCGAUCAGAAAAGGAUUCACUUCAGCUGGAGACAAAAUCCAAGAGGAGCUGACGCAGAUGAAGAAGAGAGAGGACGAGCUCAAACUGCAGAGGGCUCACAUUUUGGCGCAGUCGCAGCCCAAUCUGUUGGACCUGCUGGACCACGAGGCGGCCGAACCGACCGAGACUGAGGAGGAGGUGGAGGAAGAGCCCCGGCGGGACGUGGCCACCCUCAGCAAGGCCCUCUCCAACCCCAACCUGCUAGAUUCUAGUUCCUAUCCAGAAACAUCAAAUAGAAAGACGGCCGUGAGGAAGAGGAGUGCAUUGAUUGACCAGUGGGAGAGCCUGAUUCAAAAGAACAGCCAGCAAGUGUGAAUUUUUUUUUUUAUGUAAAAUAUGUAAUCUUUUCACAACGCAAUUUUUCGUCAAAGUUCAAUAGUUUUGUUUUGUAUUAAUUAUAUUAUCUUUUUGCCGAAAUUAUUUAUUUUCUUCGUAACCGGUAAGAAUUUCCGCAUGUGCUUACGUCGCAAUAAAUUUAACCGUAAUUAGCGUGUAAUUAAAUAAAACUCAUUGUGCUUCUAGAUGGUAAAAAAUAAACAACUUAUUUUGUUGUACA
Molecule: messenger RNA, 1980 nt
Organism: Neocloeon triangulifer
Lineage: Eukaryota; Metazoa; Arthropoda; Insecta; Ephemeroptera; Baetidae
Exons: 7
Coding region: 216-1739 (507 amino acids)
Source: RefSeq, a predicted model, not a curated record